This is a messenger RNA of Drosophila grimshawi, 1356 nucleotides long. Its product is annotated as outer dynein arm-docking complex subunit 4. Gene Ontology annotation, cellular component: cytoplasm. The record is from RefSeq and is a predicted model, not a curated record. The transcript has 2 exons. Bases 67 to 1287 code for a protein of 406 amino acids. NCBI's taxonomy places the organism in Eukaryota, Metazoa, Arthropoda, Insecta, Diptera, Drosophilidae. Gene Ontology annotation, molecular function: protein binding.
GAAUUUUUCACACUUUCGGCCGCGUAGAGAACUUUUGAAGUUGCAGUUUAAAUUGUUGUUAUUAAAAUGGCUACGAGUGUGUUGAACAACAUUUUGGCUGUUGAUAAGGAGCAGGAGCUGUUGCAGAGUUUCCUACGCACGGGAGCUAAUGCAGACGAGGAAUCCUUGGACGAAUCGAAUAAAAGGUCAAAGGGUCGCGGUCGUGCCUCACAUAAGGUACCCAUUUGGGAGAGACGCGACUCGUAUGGCGGCGGCGGCAAAUCCUCAACGGAGCGUGGCGGCCGAGGUGCGGGCAAGCAUCCGGAGGAUCUGGAGCCUAGCGGCUCCAAGCGUGGCAACCGCAUCGAGGCUGAGUUGCGUGCGGCACGCAAACGCAUCGAGGAGCAGAUGCUGAAGAAAAAGAAGCCCAAGGAGAAUUUCGUUGACUUCUAUACGGACAAGGAUCGAGCGGCGGCUGUCAGCGCCGGCGCCUUUGACAUCAAGCAGAGUUUGCAAAUAAAGCAGAAGCAGGAUCGCAAUGAGGCGCUCCUAAUCCCCGACGAGGCGGACAUUAGUUCAAUUAUUGCGCUCGGCUUGAAGGAGAUCAAAAAUGCGAAUCCGGAGAAUGCGAUACAUUUCUUUUGCAAGGCUCUGGAGCUGAACAGCACGGAUAUUAAUGCCUUGAUCUCUCGCAGCAAAUGUUAUCUGCUGCUGGGUGAGGCCUCUAAGGCGCUGCAGGAUGCGGAAACGGCGCUCAGCGAGGACAAGAAUAAUAUACGCGCCAUAUACCAGAAGGCAGAGUCUCUUUACUAUUUGGGUCAGUUCGAGCAGAGUUUGAUGUUCUUCCAUCGGGGAUUACGUGCUCGUCCGGAGCUUGCUUCAUUUCGGUUGGGCGUGCAGAAGACACAGGAGGCCAUUGAGAACACGAUUGGGACAAAAAUCCGUUCCACAAUACCAGUUGCUCCAAUUAAAAGCGGAAUACCGAAGAAAUCGGGUGAUAAUACGCCCAAGUCGCAAAACCUGAGCAGUGCUCGGGUACGACAGAAGCCCACAAAGGCGGAUCUGGAACGACGCAAUGCACGCAAACUGCUGGGUGAGCUGUGCGUGGACAAGGAGUAUCUAGAGAAGCUACUGCUCCAUCCGGAUCUCGUGCGCGCCGAUACCAACACAGAGAAUAUCUCUGCAUUGGCCAAGGAAGCUGUCUGCUUCCUUAACAAGCGUCAGGAAUUCUGGCGACAGCAACGUCCUUGCACUGCUUUGCCGAAUCACAAGAAUCUGCCCAACGAUGUGCUUCCCAAGUGGUUUUAAGCAAAGCAGCAACGGAUGUAGUUUUAAGUGUUAAGUUUAUGUUUGAAGUACAUUUUGCGUGGGUUUCAA